Molecule: messenger RNA, 963 nt
Organism: Insectozyma verbasci
Lineage: Eukaryota; Fungi; Ascomycota; Pichiomycetes; Serinales; Debaryomycetaceae
Source: the annotation of a GenBank genome assembly
AUGUCAACCAAUUCUAUUAAAUUAUUAGCUAGUGAUGUUCAUAGGGGAUUAGCCGAAUUAUGUGCUAAAAGAUUGGGUAUUAGAAUUACUCCAAGUGAAUUAAAAAGAGAAUCAACUGGUGAAAUUCAAUAUAGUAUUGGCGAAUCAGUUAGAGAUGAAGAUAUUUUUAUAUUAUGUCAAAUUGGUUCAGGUGAAGUUAAUGAUAGAGUAAUAGAAUUAAUGAUAAUGAUUAAUGCUUGUAAAACUGCUAGUGCAAGAAGAAUAACCGUAAUAUUACCAAAUUUUCCUUAUGCAAGACAAGAUAGAAAAGAUAAAAGUAGAGCACCAAUUACUGCAAAAUUAAUGGCUGAUAUGUUAACAACAGCUGGUUGUGAUCAUGUUAUUACUAUGGAUUUACAUGCUAGUCAAAUACAAGGAUUUUUUGAUAUACCUGUUGAUAAUUUAUAUGCUGAACCAAGUGUUGUUAGAUAUAUAAAGGAAAAAAUUGAUUAUAAACAAUCUAUUAUAAUUUCUCCUGAUGCUGGUGGAGCUAAAAGAGCAGCAGGUUUAGCAGAUCGCUUAGAUUUAAAUUUUGCAUUAAUUCAUAAAGAAAGAGCUAGAGCUAAUGAAGUUUCAAGAAUGGUUUUAGUUGGUGAUGUUUCUGAUAAAAUAUGUGUUAUAGUUGAUGAUAUGGCUGAUACAUGUGGUACAUUAGCAAAAGCAGCAGAAGUUUUAUUGGAAAAUAAUGCAAAAGAAGUUAUUGCAAUUGUAACUCAUGGUAUAUUAUCAGGUAAUGCUAUAAAAAAUAUAAAUCAAUCAAAAUUGAAAAAAGUUGUUUGCACAAAUACUGUUCCAUUUGAAGAUAAAAUUAAAUUAUGUGAUAAAUUAGAUACAAUUGACGUUUCAGCUGUAUUAGCAGAAUCUAUAAGAAGAUUACACAAUGGUGAAAGUAUAUCAUAUUUAUUUAAAAAUGCUCCAUUAUAG